Molecule: messenger RNA, 1208 nt
Organism: Misgurnus anguillicaudatus (oriental weatherfish)
Lineage: Eukaryota; Metazoa; Chordata; Actinopteri; Cypriniformes; Cobitidae
Source: RefSeq, a predicted model, not a curated record
AUGACAGGACAUCACUCACAGCGGGUUCAUGACUGGAUAGCAGCAGGCUCUUGCACUGUGUUGAUAUCACACAGAGCUCCCGGCACAUCGCGUUUGUUGUUUAUAUCAUACGCAUGCGCGUGCGCGCACGUCUCACAAGAUUUUCCUUAUAUCAAUAACCUCGCGUGUGGUUGGAGGAGCGCGACAGGCUUCUCGCCUUCGUCCAAUCGCGUGCAAGGUCAUGGCCACGGCUCACACAGCAGUACAAGAGGAGCAUUAAGAGAUGUUUGGUUUGGUGUUUGUGACUCUCCAAGAAGAGAAAACGGGUGCACAAUCCCAAGAUUGCGGAGGCUGUACGGCGUCUCUGAGGCACACUGCAGGCGCUUUGAACCAGAGCAAAGACUAACGUCGCCUCAUAACGAAGCCGUGACCUCCUAUUUGGUUGGGGCUAUUUUAGCAAGUCCACAUUUAACUGCUGAGAAUGACGACAUUGUUCCUGCCUGUAAGACGUAUUAUGAGUCGGUUCGCCGGAGCUUCAGAUACAAACAACCUGAACUCGCAUCGCAGGCGGAAAAUGCGAAAAGUUUAGCUCGGAGUCGAUCCAGAAGAAAAAGGUUGCUGGAAGCGAGACGAAGUGCGCUGGCUGAGGGUGAGAUGGACAUUUGGAAGUGCGCCACCAUAGAUCUCAUGUCUGAUGAAGACGGCAUUGUUGACGGGGUGUCUGGAUGGAUUGUGCGGCCACCGCCCUCUCGCAGCCUGGAACUCUCCGAGAUCUGUGCCACGCUGCAAUUCAGAUUAUAGGCGAUACCAAAGUACAGGGGAACUCACCAUAUAUGCCUGCAAAAGCGACUUUUUUACAACGUUUUUGAGUUUUUUUUUUCUUUUUUCAACACUUGAUAACUUUGAAAAAGAUUUUCAGGGAUCUUUCCCGAAUGUCUUGGGCACUUUUUGACGUGUUUGGAGGACAACAUAAGAGACAUUAUGCUGCUUUGUACAUAGUUGUGUGUUUCUAAUUAAAGCUCUUUCUUUGAAUAAACAGCUGUGUGUUUGUAAAUAAACCUCUUUUUUUCCUUCUAUUUCUUGAUGGUGUGAAUAAUGAAGUACAUAGCACAAUGACAUUAAUAUAUAAAAAUUAACAUCACAUAAAUUAUAUAUUUAUUAUUAUUAUUGGGGUUUACAUUUAUAAUGAGCCAGGGUGCCCAAUAACCCCCCUCUUUAGAGUAACGGCC